AUGACACAGAGUCUCAAAUUUUUCGGCUUCCCCCAGAUGUGGGUGUUCAAAAGGCGGCAGGGCGGGGGGGAAGGGAGUGCCUGCAGAGAGUCCAUGAUGGCAAGAUCUGUGUCCACCUCGAGCAUGCAAAGAUGCUUCGCAAAUCAAGAUGCCAGACGGGCCCUGGCAGACCAGAUUCCUCUAUCUGACCUUCACACAUUGUCUCAGACGACCUCUGGCCUGCGACUUGAGGUGACUCACGAAAUACAACAGCAUUUUGACAACAUCCUCGGUGCUUUCACCAGCACCCAUUGUGCGCAUUUCCAUGGGGUACUACAUAGUGUGAGAGGUAUCAUCAUGGGCUCCUGUGCUCUUGAGAUGCUCCUUGGGCAUGGUGGGACGCUGAUCCCACGAUUGGCUCCAAGGGACCUCAAUAUUGUGGUCCCUCACGCCCGCCUACCGCUGAUUGAAGUUUUCAUCGUGAACACUAUGGGUUUUCAGCCGAUCCCUGUGACUCUGCAUGCCACCUUGGCCUUGCACGUUGGCAAGUUUCGCCGUUACCAUGCAGGCGGACACAUCAUCACAGUGUCCGAGGCGUGCAUGGGCGUUGAUGCACUCCAUGUGGUCCUCAAUGGUCCAACCACAGCUGACAUGAUGUUUAUGUUGUGUGGAGGUCUGACUACUUUCUACCCUGAACUCACACUCAAUCGGUUCACCGUGUGCAGCCAGAACGGGAGAUUGAUUGCGCCCAACCAGGUGCCUCCUGCCCCACUCUUUGGUGAAGAGUUGCAAACCAUUCCUGAGUGGAGGCUGGACAUGGAUUGCAUCAACAGGCGCUGUCGUUAUCGCCUGCAGGCCACAUUUGCUAAUGAAGACAUACCUCCUCUUUUCAUGCCUCAAUACCACGCAGACAUCAAGCAACUGGCAGUUGGGAUCACAAAUCACUCUCCGCGCUACAGGCGGAUUUAUCAAGGGUUGCUCUAUGCGACGGGCUAUACGCGUCCAUAUUUGGUUCCCGUGCCAGUUCAGGAUGGCAUCUCCACCUGUGGCACACUGGAGGAACUCAAAGUCAACUAUUGGGUGCACCAACACACCUUCAGCGCAACAACUGCAUCCCGGGCUGCCUUGCAACAACAAUUUGUCCCCCAGCCGGACUUUGCGGUUCCGCAGGAGAUUGUUUACAUGUUCUUCUUUGAAGACCACACUAACAACCCACCGCAUAACAUGCUCGUGAACUGCAUUGCGCCUCCCAUGGUUACACAGGUCUCCUUCGAUGGAAAUCUGCUUAUCGUCAAGGAACGUCGAGGCUCUCUGGUGAACAUCACAGAGCAGGAUAUUGGUCUGGUCACACUCUUGCUGCAAAGGUGCGAAUUCAUCCUCAUGGUCUCUGAUGAAAGCGGCGUGCUUACACCCCUCAGUAGCAUGCAUAUUGCCUGA
Messenger RNA from Suillus discolor, 1416 nucleotides. RefSeq lists its product as uncharacterized. The transcript has 5 exons. NCBI's taxonomy places the organism in Eukaryota, Fungi, Basidiomycota, Agaricomycetes, Boletales, Suillaceae. The record is from RefSeq and is a predicted model, not a curated record. Bases 1 to 1416 code for a protein of 471 amino acids.